AUUGUUUUUAGUAGCAUGUUAUGCCAAAAUGCAGCGACAGUGGACAGGUGGGAGCGGACGGCGAUAGCGUUGUAGCAGCGAGGUUUAUGUAACGCGAGGAGCGGCGCGGCGCGGCGACUGUCGAGUACAAGCGGGCGUGCGGUGGCAGGCGGCAGUGCUCCGCCGACCGCCGGGGCACACCGCGCCAUGGACCGCCCGAGCGGAACACCGCCACAGAGUCCCUCCGCCGCGCAUUCCGGAUUUGGCGCCUUCUGCAAUGCUCUUACUGAAACGCUCUCGGGUAUGGCAACCACUUCGAGGAGCCGAAGAAAGCAAGAAGAUGAGAAAAAAAAUAAAAAGAAGCAGUCUCCAGUGGACGACCGGCCAUCGGUACCAGCGCCAAGUGAGGCAUUGCUCAAUAAUCUCCGAACAGCAUUCGGUCUGUUGGAUAGGGAUAGCGACGGUCACGUAACGCCGGCGGAGCUGCAGUUUAUGCUGCGCAACCUAGGCAUCGAGGUCAGUGACGACCUCAUAGCCGAUCUUAUUAAGGAUGCCAGUAAAACUGGAAAUGGCUUAAUAGAUGAAAACGAGUUCAUGCAGUGGGUGACAAAGAUUCAAGCACUGCAAGGGUUAGAUGUUACAACGACUGGAGGAGAUUCGGAAGAAGAAAUAACGAGAGAUUUGCUGGCAGCAUUCAAAGUGUUCGACCGCGACGAUAACGGAUACAUAACGCGGGAUGAAUUGCGCUCAGCACUAGAAAUUAUAGGAGAACCUGUGACGGACGCGCAACUGAACCAAGUGCUGGCGCUCGGGGAUAUUGACCACGAUGGCCGCAUCGACUAUGAAGAGUUUGUCAAGAUGCUGUUGUAAUAAAAAAAAUCAUUGAAAAAGAAAGACCUCACUAGAUAUAUUACUGUCUAUUGUCAUCGAUGUUUCAACGACGUCGCGUCGUAGUUAGUUGAGUAGUUAUUGUAACUGGAUACUGUCCAAGGAUCGAGUUAGGUUAAUUUACUUAUUUAUAGAUUUUUAUAGGUUAUAGAUAUAACCAUGUAUAGAUGAAAUGUUUAAAGGCUUCAUAGAAGGCAGAUUGAAAUAUUUGACUAAUGAUCGUUAACGUUUUGAAGUAACUCUUAUAUGUUAUUUUCUUUUGAAUGUCUGCCUUUGAAUAAGAAGUUGAAACAGUAAAUUAAUUUAUAUAUCUACGUAUAUUUAAAAAAAGUUUUUUUUUAGUCUUGCCUACCUUAGUAGGCUACAAGUACAUGCAUAGUACAUACAUUCGAGCAGUUAUUUUUUUUAUACCUACUGCAAAAUUAAUGUUUGCGGUUUUCGUCUGUAAGUGUUUUUAGUCAAUAAAAUUAGAGAUAUUUUUAUAUGCAUGAUAAAAUUGCAAACGCUUUUUACAACGACAGAGCGAUCUUCGUUUGGACUCAAUACGACUGAUAAUAUAAAACAAAUAUUCUUGGAUGUUUUUAUUUGUCUAUUUUGUACUUACUUGAUAAAAUGAAAAUUUUCUUUUAUGCAAUCUUAAGGCACUAUGAAAUAUUAAAAUUUAUUAACAUGGCAAUACGAGCUUUUUGGCAUAAAGUUAUUUUAGGUUAACAAAUCAAAGCUAUACUUAUGUAUAAUAUAUCAUAAAAUAUUGUAAUUUUAUGGUUGUGAAAGAUAAUUUAUAUCAAAACAAUUGUAUAUAUUACGCCGUUUCAAUGUUUAUUUAUAUACAUAAAGCGAAUAGAGUAUAAAAGUUCAGUGCGAACACAAGAUGCCCACACACAUUAUAUUUAUAUUUUAAUUACAAAAGGCUUGCUUUGUAAAGACUAUUACAAAAGUGAACUAUUAUUAAAUUUUACAACAAAUAUUUUGUAAUUGUUGCUAAAUAUUUGUAGUAUCAAAAAAGUUCAUGGUUGCAAUAGUUUAAAAAAUAGCCUUUGAAAGGCAUGUGAUUUGUAUUAUUCGUGAUCAAAUAAAACAUAAAUUUGUUAUUUA
Vanessa tameamea is the source of this 1962-nucleotide messenger RNA. It is a transcript of the gene Eip63F-1, whose product is annotated as calcium-binding protein E63-1. The record is from RefSeq and is a predicted model, not a curated record. The transcript is spliced from 7 exons. Lineage: Eukaryota; Metazoa; Arthropoda; Insecta; Lepidoptera; Nymphalidae. Gene Ontology annotation, molecular function: calcium ion binding; enzyme regulator activity.